Molecule: messenger RNA, 946 nt
Organism: Esox lucius (northern pike)
Lineage: Eukaryota; Metazoa; Chordata; Actinopteri; Esociformes; Esocidae
Product: polymeric immunoglobulin receptor
Exons: 4
Coding region: 164-946 (260 amino acids)
Source: RefSeq, a predicted model, not a curated record
GAGGGUCUGUCGGAAAGAGGAUGUGGUGAACUAGUAAAGAGAGAGGCAGAAAAGGGAAGUUCAUUAGUUUGUAAUAAUGUACGCAUAGAGUGAUAGGGACACAAGGAUAUUAAAUUAGAUUGAAUUAAAUAAAGUGUAUUUAUUUUACAAACAGAGCACACCAAUGCACCAGGAAGUGAAUAUUUGGAGACCUGAACCAGACCUGGAGAGAAGCUGUAAACACCGGAAACGCAACAAGAUGAGGAUCCUACUGACAUUCAUCCUCUCCUUCAUGACAGGUUGUGUGAGCUCCUUCAAAGUGACUGGAUACUCUGGAGGAACUGUCAUCAUCCACUGUCAUUUUGAUUACUACAGGGGAGAAAGAGAAAUUGAGAUAUUUUUCUGCAAGGGACGGAAUUUAUUGAGUUGUGUGGAUAAAAUAAGAACUAGUCAGAACACCUGGCAGAACAGAGGUAGAUUCUCUAUGCAUGACGACACUGGGGAAAACUUCUUCAAGGUCGUCAUCAGACAACUGACCAGACAAGAUGAAGGAAUCUACUGGUGUGGAAUGGAUACACUUAAAUCCAACAAAAAUAAUAACAAGGUGGAGCUAGAGGUAAAGGAAGAUAAAUGCUGUAAGAUUUCAGUCACAGAGACGGUCCGUCUGGGAGGAGAAGCUGCCAUCCUCUGUAACUAUCCAAAGAAAUAUGAGAGCAGCAACAAGUAUUUCUGCAAGGAGGACAGCACACCUGACUGCAAAUACAUGAUGUCAGCAAAAUCAUCCUUACAAGAAGGAAGAUUCUCUCUAUCGAAGAAAAGAGCAGAGAAAAGCUUCACAGUGACCAUCAGUGACCUGGCUGAAUAUGAUACUGGGACAUACUGGUGUGGAGUAGAUACCAGGAGGUCUAAUUAUGGUUACAUCACACUGAUCACACAGGUCAACCUACGUGUUUUAAACAUUGCUUGA